AUGGUUUCCCAAAAGAAACGACUCUACGUCGCGCUGUAUCCUAGUGGAGUUACCAACAAUGCAGAACGCGAAUACCACUGGGCCUUCCUGGUCGGACCCAAAGCCGAGGAUGCCGACGAGGUGCCCGGAAAGCGCUACCACGUCAAGAAUAAUCCGUUUAAGUUAUGGGAAUACGAAGAAGUUGUACUGCGUAAAGUAAAAAACACCGUCAGCUUGCUUGCACACCUCCUUAUUGGGAAGAUAGAGGACGAAAAUUGGCUGGUCAAGAUCCUCCGGGAAGUCCCUAUUAUCCAGAACGACGAAAGCUGGAGGUGCCGUACUUGGGUUAAAAAUGCUCUUGCUGCGAUAGAGAGUGAUGGAAAGGCAGUUGGGACAUCCAUACUUGACUGGGAGAAGAUUGAAGCAAAAGCGAGGAGUUAUGUUGCGGACAAGACCGCUGGAGGCCGAUAUGACACUCUCGACAAGCUCGAGCAUCCCAAGCCUACAUGGGAUAUGCUGGAAAACAAGGAGAAGCUACCAUAG
Messenger RNA from Trichophyton rubrum CBS 118892, 522 nucleotides. RefSeq lists its product as uncharacterized. The record is from RefSeq and is a predicted model, not a curated record. NCBI's taxonomy places the organism in Eukaryota, Fungi, Ascomycota, Eurotiomycetes, Onygenales, Arthrodermataceae. The coding region runs from base 1 to 522 and encodes 173 amino acids. The transcript is spliced from 2 exons.